Melanaphis sacchari is the source of this 1278-nucleotide messenger RNA. Its product is annotated as WW domain-binding protein 4. NCBI's taxonomy places the organism in Eukaryota, Metazoa, Arthropoda, Insecta, Hemiptera, Aphididae. Bases 153 to 1145 code for a protein of 330 amino acids. Gene Ontology annotation, cellular component: precatalytic spliceosome; nucleus. The transcript is spliced from 6 exons. The record is from RefSeq and is a predicted model, not a curated record. Gene Ontology annotation, biological process: mRNA splicing, via spliceosome. Gene Ontology annotation, molecular function: zinc ion binding; protein binding; RNA binding.
CUAUAGUAGUGAUUAUUUUAACUUGGGUGUUUUAAGUUUUUUUGAACGUUUGUUUUAAAACGUUCUUGCUUGGGUAGUGUUAUAUUGAAUUAAUAAUGUAAAAUAUUGUGUAUUUUCUUUUCUGUAAGUUGUUACAUAGACAUAAACCAAAAAUGACAGAGUAUUGGAAAUCUACUGGCAAAAAAUUUUGCGACUUUUGUAAAUGUUGGAUUGCAGAUAACAAACCUAGUAUUCAAUUUCAUGAAAAUGGUAAACGGCACCAAAGCAGCGUGGCCAAACGGUUGGUGGACAUUAAAAAAAAUAGUGCCAUCGAACGGAAAGAAGAACAAAAAUUGGAAAUGGACAUGAAACGGAUGGAACAGAACGCAAUGAAAGCGUACUACAAUGACAUACAGAACAAUCCUGAUUAUUCGUCACAAGUACUUAUCAAAGAGAAAGGCUUAUCUAUACGUCCUACGCCUUACAUAAUGACUUCGCAGCCGGCAGGACCACACGUAAACAUCAGCUAUUCGAAAAACAACAUGCCCGUGUCCAUCAAACCAGUGGCGGCGCCUAAACCCGAGUUCAUCUGGCACCAGUCUAGGACCGAAGACGGUUCCGAUCUAAUGUAUUACUGGAACACCGUGACCGGAGAGUCAGUUUGGGAACCACCAGAAGAGGGUUUCUUGAGCGUAGCCGAACAGGAAGCGGACGAAAGCGCCAAGGGAAAGGACAACAAAGGCAAGGAUAAGGCAGCGAACAAAAAGAAAGCGCCUGCGACCGGAUCGAAAGCUAAACGGAAAAAGACUACGGACAAGAAAGCCGGCGACGACGUCGAUGACGAUGACGAUGGUGACGAAAACGCUGCGGAAGAUCCUCAGCCUCCGGUACGCGGUGAAUUCGAACCGUUUAUGGCGGAAACGACGCGUAUCGGGUCUUGGAAAACGGUGGAAAAGAUCGAACAGCCGGUGAUCGAUCUUCAGUUACCAGUUCAGGAAUUUGUGGCGAUUAAGGUGCCGAAUACCAAAGAAAAAGAACAUACGUUCAAGGAAAAGAUAGUAGGAAGUGUGAGUGCUUUGACAAAGAAAGAAUCAACCGAAUCAAUUUCAUUCAAGAAGUCCAAGUUUAAAAAAUCGAAUUGCAGAAAACGUUUAGACGACGACUGAAGGAGGACGACUUUAUUUCCAUUAUACAAUAUACUAAAUCGUCGUCAAAACCUCCAAAGUCCUUCACUGUACAUGCAUUUAUUAUUCCCAAUGUUAGUAUUUAAGAACAAUAAAUUUUUUUUUUUAUUUAUAA